Messenger RNA from Galeopterus variegatus (Sunda flying lemur), 1518 nucleotides. RefSeq names its product cadherin-related family member 5-like. The transcript has 11 exons. Gene Ontology annotation, cellular component: adherens junction; catenin complex; plasma membrane. Gene Ontology annotation, molecular function: cadherin binding; calcium ion binding. The annotation marks the transcript as partial. Gene Ontology annotation, biological process: cell-cell junction assembly; adherens junction organization; homophilic cell-cell adhesion. The record is from RefSeq and is a predicted model, not a curated record. Lineage: Eukaryota; Metazoa; Chordata; Mammalia; Dermoptera; Cynocephalidae.
GUGACCCAGCUGAGGGUGUUUGUGUCUGUGCUGGAUGUCAACGACAACCCCCCGGUGUUCGCCUUCACCACGAAGGAGAAGGCCGUGGAGGAGGACACCAAGGUGAACUCUACCGUCAUCCCUGAGGAGGAACUGGAGGCCGAGGACCGCGACAAGGACGACAUCCUGUUCUAUACCCUCCAGGAAGUGACCCCGGGCGUCAGGGACUUCUUCUCCCUGGUGGGUGCAAACCGCCCCGCCCUGAGGCUGGACCAGCGUCUGGACUUCUACAAGUGGCCGAGCGUGACCUUCCUGCUGCUGGUGCGGGACACCCGGGAGGAGAACGCAGAACCCAGCCACACGGCCACGGCCACCGUGCUCCUGGAGGUGCUGCCCGCCGACCUGCGGCCCCCUUGGUUCCUGCCCUGCUCCUACUCGGAUGAUCACGUCUGCAUCGAAGCCCAGUACCACGGGGCUGUGCCCACGGGACAGCAACUGCUGCAGCCCCUCAUCCUGCGCCCUGGGCCCGUCUACGCUGUGGAUGGAGACCGAGGCAUCAAUCAGCGCAUCCUCUACAGCAUUUUAACAGGAAACGUGAACAACACAUUUGUCAUCGGUGCAGACUCAGGCAAUCUCACCAUGAAAAGUAGUGUCCCCAGCCCCAUGACCUUCCUUCUGGUGGUGAAGGGCGAGCAGGCCGACUUUGCCCGCUAUUCGGUUACUCAAGUGACAGUGGAGGCCCGCGCUGCCAACGGGAGCCUGCCCCACUUCCCCCAGAGCCUGUACCACGGCACCGUGGUGCUUGGCUCUGGAGCAGGCGUGGCAGUCAAGGACGCAGAUGACCCCUCUCAGCCUCUGAGGAUCCAGGCUCAGGACCCAGAGUUCCCGGACCUCAACUCUGCCAUCAUGUAUCAAGUCACCAACCACUCAUACUUCUGGAUGAACGGGGAGACCAUGCUGACCACCACGACCCUGACAAGAGCAGAAGUCUUCUAUGCAGAGGUUGAGGCCAAGAACACAGUGACCUCGGGCACAGCAACCACAGUUGUCGAGAUACAAGUUUCAGAGAAGGAGGUCCCCUCCACAGAGGCUGGAGGAGCAACUGGGCCCACGAGGAGCACCAUUUCGGAAGCCCCCAGACCCCCAGGGCCUUCUCAGGGACCCUCCAUGACUGCCUCUGGCGGGAGCACUGGUCCUCACCCACCCUCAGGCACAACUUUGAGGACACCUGUGUCACCCACCCCUGGGGGGCCCCCCAGUUCAGGAACCAGCACCUCCCCUCCACCAGCCACACCAGGUGGGGGCUCAGCACAGACGCAGAAGCCAGGAACCUCUCAGCCGACGCUCCCUGGUUCCAGCAGGAGCCCCCCACCCUCAGGUAAAGGCCUCGCCCAGGACCGGCGCUUCUCAGUGGUGGACAUGGCGGUCCUGGGCGGGGUGCUGGGUGCGCUGCUGCUGCUGGCCAUCACUGGGCUCACGGUCCUGGUCCACAAGCACUACUGCCACCAGCUCGGGUGCUGCUCCCGCAAAGCUCCUCUG